GCAGAUCUGUGGAGACAAAUACUAACGGGCGGUGCAAAACCCGAUUCCAUCAUCAUCAUCAUCAUCACCAUCAUUACACUGGACCUGCAGAGAUCAAACCAGCAUCGGCCAUUGAUUGCACAUCACCACUGGCUUCAGCGUCGAGAUACCAGAUCUGCAGAUGGCAGGGAUCGUGGCGUGGUUCUGGAACGAGCGGUUCUGGCUUCCUCACAACGUAACCUGGGCUGACUUGAAAAAUACAGACGAGUCAACCUUUCCGCAAGCCGAGGACCUGUAUCUGGCGUGUCCUUUAGCGUUCUGCAUGUUCAUGAUCAGGCUGGUCUUCGAGAGGUUUAUUGCCAAGCCAUGUGCACUUGGUUUGAAAAUCCAGGCCAGUGGACCGCAGAAGGCUCAACCCAACGCCAUUCUGGAGAAGGUCUUCACUGCCAUCACCAAGCACCCUGAUGAGAAGAGGUUAGAAGGCUUGUCCAAGCAGUUGGACUGGGACGUCAGGACGAUCCAACGCUGGUUCAGGCAGCGACGCAACCAGGAGAAACCCAGCACGCUGGCACGCUUCUGUGAGAGCAUGUGGAGAUUCACAUUUUACCUGUACAUAUUUACUUAUGGUGUACGGUUCCUGAAAAAGACUCCAUGGCUUUGGAACACCAGAGAGUGCUGGUACAACUACCCCUAUCAGCCAUUAACGGUGGAUUUACACUACUACUACAUAUUGGAGCUCUCCUUCUACCUGUCCCUGUUCUUCUCGCAGUUCACAGACAUCAGAAGAAAGGACUUCCUGCUCAUGUUGCUACAUCAUGUGGCAACGAUCUCUCUGAUAACCUUCUCAUAUGUGAAUAACAUGGCUCGAGUGGGAACGCUCAUCAUGUGUCUGCAUGAUGCUGCUGAUGUUCUCCUGGAGGCUGCUAAAAUGGCCAACUAUGCCAAGUGCCAGAGACUGUGCAACAUUCUGUUCAUCAUGUUUGCUCUGGUGUUCAUCAGUUCCAGAUUGGGAGUAUAUCCUGUGUGGGUUUUAAAUAGCACUCUGUUUGAGAGCUGGGAGAUUGUGGGGCCGUAUCCAUCCUGGUGGGUCUUUAACCUGCUCCUCGUACUGCUGCAGGCCCUGCACACCUUCUGGUCUUAUCUCAUAGUACGCAUCACCUGCAGAGCCAUUUCCAGAGGCAAGGCGGGAAAAUGGAAUCCUUUACAUGUGUCAAAGGAUGACCGCAGUGACAUUGAGUCCAGCUCUGAUGAAGAUGAGGUUGUGCCUUCCUCUCAGAAACACCACACUAACGGGACCAACGGGGCCCACGGCACCAACGGAUACCUGUCCUUGUCCCCUUGUCCAGAUGAACAUUAACUAUCCAGCUGUGGACAUUUCACUGGGUCCCAGACUGCAGAUGGAACCUGCAUCACACUCUGUUGUGUCAAAACAUGAACAUUACCAGUUCAGUUCUGGAAAUUCUCAAUAAUGUGAAUGCGGUUCUGUUUUGGUUGUUGGCUUUCGCUUGAUCCCCCCAGAUGUUUUCCCCUUUAUGUUUUGUUUGUUUGUUCAUUUGCUUUUGUUUUGUGGGUUGUUUAUUCUGCAGAAAUCAUUGGCAAUCAGUUAUCACAGCACCUUUUAGAUUCAAGCGCAGCUGGCUGUUUGAUUUUUAGCACAGUGGUUCUCAACUGGUGGGUCUGUUCUGAUUGGGUUGCGGAGAGCAGGGGGGAAAACCAAUGCCAAAUGCAAAUAAUAACAUGCAACUAUUCAUAGUUAUCAUAGUUAGGAUGGCAAAGUAAUAAAUAGGCUUACAGUAUAAACUAUUAAAAUGGAAGAGAAAUAUAUUUCGUCUGUUACUAUAGACUGUGCUUUACUGUAGACUGCGUAAUCUGCGUAUAGGGAGCUGCGGAACUGCAACUCGAACAUAUCGUAAAUGGGUCAUUCCUACAAUUCGGUGACAUUCCGGCUUUGAAACUUUUGCAAAAUUAAACACUUUUACAAGUUUCUUCAUGUUUCAUCAUUACAGGACAUAUUAAAGAUUGUAUUAGUCAUACUGGUCAAGCUAAAUUACUAAAAAAUUCAGAUGUCCAUCCAGUUAAAUGGGCAGCAUCAGGGUGGACAAUAACAGGGUGGACAUUCAGUGGAUAAAUGAGCCACUACAUGGUCUGUGAUUGAAUUCUAGGAAACAUAUUUGUUAACUAAUAUUUAUGAUUUUAUUUCUGUUAACAUAAAUACUUUAUAUUGACAUUUUUUAAUUAUAGUAAUUUCUCCAUAUAUCUUCCCAUAAUAGGGUGGACAUGUUAUGCUUGACCACAUAUGACUAACACCACAAAAUAAAGAAAAACAAAUAAAACAAUAGAGUAAUAGAUGUCAAAUAACUCAGUAAUUUAACUAAGUAAUUUUGCAGAAUGGCUGAUGUCCACCUCCAGUGUAUGUGAUGUCAUUUCCUAACAUAUAUCUUCAACGAAAGGUAAUGGUAUCAUGACAUAACAGGGUGCGCAAUAAAUCAAGGGACACAAAAAACCUCCUAUCAGUGUUAAAAUGACACACUUACUACAAAUGAAUACAUGUUAAUGAGAGAAUGUAACACUAAACUCUUAACUGUAUGUGGGGAAACAGAUAGAAAUCCAAUGAUUUAGCAUUUAUAUCUGUCAAAGAUGUUUGACGUGCAGUUUUUGGGACAUGAGGAAGCGACACAGUGCAAUAGAAAAGGAUUUCAGUUGUUUAAAAAGUUUAUUCUUUUUAACAAGCCUAUCAAAAUUGUAAUCGGGUGAAAUUAAACAAUAUAAAUACCACACACACUUGUAAUGGGGACUUAAAUGAUACAGAAUUGUAGGAAUGACCCAUAUUCACAGGCGUUCCUGCGCGAGAUGCUGCUAAACUUUGAAAAACUGCGCAGACGGAAGCAAAAACGCGUUUAGUGUGAACGUCCCCUACUAAACUUACAAUGAAAAACACUUUAAUACAACGACCAGGAAGAAGUGAGAAAGAGAGAGAAAAGGCUUAACAUGAAAAUAGUGUAUUUCUCAUUGGAUUAGUGUCAUUGUUUUGGCAGUAAAUAGUGUUUAUCUUGAGGGAAAUGUAAGAAAAUCAUGUUGUGUUUUAGCUAAAACUGUACUACUGUACUUUUAUUUUAAAUUAAUGCAGUAAUGCAGUUUUUCUUACUUCUCUCUCUCUCUCUCUCUGCCAGAACGAGCUCUGACAUAUGCAAUAAAAUGUAAUGGCAUGUCAUGAACAGGUGCGUUUACUGGUGUUCUAAAAUCACAAUGGUGGGAAACAAUAAACAUGCACUCGAAUGCUAUAUGAUUUUGACAAAAUGAUCUUGCUUCUGACAGAAAACACGACAGAAGACGUCCACUGAUUGAUCGUCACUGAACUUUCCCCCAGCCAUUUCUGUCAAGUUUAGCGUACAUGUAAAGCAACAUCUGAUAUCUCACACAACUCACGAGAAAGGUGUGUGUGUGUUUCAGGUCCAUUUCUCUCAAUUUGUGAAACAUUCUCAGCAGUUUGGGUGUGUGACGCUAAAAUAUGGGACAAAUGGCAUCGCGUAUGGAUUUCAUAUGGAACCCAAUUUUUUCCCUUUAUUACGGGGACGUUUGGCAUAUUUUGUUAAUUAAUUUUACCUGAUACUGCUUCAGCGUGAAGGUGACUCUCUCUCCACUAACUGGCUUAAAUUCCCUCAGUCGAUGAUGGCGGUGACAGCAGUUGUCAGGGGCAGGGAAUGGUAAAAUUCAAGUGAUAAUGCACCAAUUACAACAAAGAAUCUCCAGUUUCACAAAACAGCAUCUAAUACAGUUAAAAGGAAACUAACACGACAAUAGAUUAUGGACUUCUGAAGCAGCAAAACAAGUGGGUAUGUGCAAAUAGUGAUCCUUAGAAGUCGUUAUACGCAAACAGCCCUGGGUAAAAGUAAGCAACCGGCGUAUACAUGCAUAUGGCCCUGACUACACCACUGGUUCUACCAUGGUGCAUGUAAAAAAAUAUAGUUGUACCAUAGUACUUAGAAGAAUAUCUCAGCUCUGUAGGGCCAUACAAUGCAAGUGAUUGGAUGCAAAAAUGUUGAAGCUCCAGAAAGCCUAUAAAGGCAGCAUAAAAGUAAUCUAUAGGACUCUGUUGGUUUAAUCAAUGUCUACUGGAGUGAUCUAAUCGGUUUUGGUGAAAACAGACUAAAAUGUAACUCAUUUUCACUAUAAAUCUUGACAUCAGCAGUCUCCUUGGCUUGAUUUCAAGCUCGAUUACACUUCCUAGCACCAUCUAGCACUCUAUGCAUGCAUCAAUCACUAGGAAGUGUAAUCAAACUUGAAAUCAGACUCCAUGACAAGAUGUACAGUGAAAUUUUUUUUUAUAUUUUGGUCUGUUCUCACCCAAAACCAAUUGUAUUGCUUUAGAAGACUUAGAUUUAACCACUGGAGACAUAGGGAUUACUUUGAAGCUCCAAAAAGCAUAUAAAGGCAGCAUAUAAGUUUUGGUCACCAUUCACUUGCAUUGUAUGGACCUACAGAGCUGAGAUAUUCUUCUAAAAAUCUUUGUUUGUGUUCUGCCGAGGAAAGAAAGUCAUACACAAACUAUUCCUUAAAGUGUCAUAUUUGAAAAUUAAACAAAACUAAGGUAAAAGAAAAUAUGACCUGGACUACAGUAAACAUUAAAAAUAAAUGUGUUGGGUUGCCAGUUAAAAUUUGGUUCCUGAAGCAAAGCGAGUUGAGAACCACUGUUUUUAAAGCAGGUAUUUCUUUCAUAAUCAUGUGAGCAUGCUGCUGUGGUCAUGUAUUCUGGUAUCAUGGGAACAGUAGUAUUCAUUUAUUUUUUUUGUCUAUAAAAAUUAGUAUUUUCCGUGCUGCUUUUUAAAAAGCAUUGUUCAACAUACAGUAAAUACCCCUUUUCGACUGUCAGGGUGCCGGAGCUGGUGCCCAAACUAGAACUAGAAAGUUGCUCUACACGUCAAACCCCCGAUGUAUGUAGCGAUGUGCAUUCACUUGGCGAUCCAAACAUUAAUUAUUGUUUAAAUAUGUUCUUAAAAUGGAAGAGUUAGACUCUAAAACAAAAGCCCACGAUGUGGUUAGUUUAUGGGCAGUUUAUGUAGUGACCGUUUAUGUAAGCCACAUCCACACUAAUACAUUUUUGGUUGAGAACUACGUUUUCAGUUUUCUUAACAUAUUUGUUUAUUUAUUUUUUUUCUAGAUUAUGCCCUACUAGAGGGCGUUUUAGAUUGUUUUCUUUACCGAAAAUGGAGACUAACACUUUUCUUCCAUGAAGGGGAGGCUUAAAGGAAUAUUCUUGGUUCAAUGCAAGUUAAGCUCAACCUAAAGCAUUUGUGGCAUAAUGUUGAUUACCACAAAAAAUGUAUUUUCUUUAAAAAAAUAAAAAUAAAAAAAAUAAAUCGAGGUUCCAGUGAGGCACUUACAAUGGAAGUGAAUGGGGGCCAAUUUUUUUUUAAUGUAAAAACACUCACUUUUUCAAAAGUAUAGUCACAAGACAUAAAGGAUAUAUGUGUAAAUGUAAAAAGAUACAAAAAAAAAACCUUUUUUGUGUAAAGUUAUAGCCAAUUUUACAACUUCGUUAGCAUGAUGAUGUAAUGUCAACAAACCCUAAAACGACUGUAAAAAUGAUGAUUUAAACUUUACAGCUCAAAUAAUACACAGAAGAAUUAAUGUAAGUACUUUUAUAAAAUAAUAAGCUUCACAUUUCUGUUUAAACCCUCCAAAAAUUGGCCACGUUGACUUUCAUUGUCCCCAUUCACUUCCAUUGUAAGUCCCUCACUGUAACCUCGAUUUUUGCUUUUUUUAAAGAAAAGGAGGAGCGAGUCGAAAUUAAUUAUUGUGGUAAUCAACAUUAUGCCACAAAUGCUGUAGAUUUAGCUUAACUUGUAUUGAACCCUUAACAUUCCUUUAAUCGAAGCAAAAUCAAAGUGUUUUUAAGCAAAAACGUAUUAGUGCGGACGUGGCUGUAGUCAGUUGCGUCCUCAAUAACUCAAGUCGGUGGAAACGUGGCCUGAUUCCUAGAGAGGUGUGAAGAUCUUUCAGCCGGGCACCGGCACCAGCACUGUGUUUUGAAAUGGGGAAGUCAGUAUCCUCAAAGCCAAUCAAUCGUUUAAAUUAAUCACCAUUGACUAGUCAUGGAUCACUCGCAUUCCUUCACCUAUUGUACAUCGUUAACUAUGUCAGUGUUCUGUGAUCAUGAUUUAUUUUAGGUCCUAAAGGAUGAAUGGGACACUAUGGAAGAAUUUUGAGUUUUAAGUCCUAAAACUGAAGUGUGUAACUACUGGGCCUCUAGUGACACCAAACUUACGAAACUAAUGACUGUUUUCCAGCAGGUUUCCCAAAAACUCCUCCUACCUCCCACUGAUUAGACAGAUAGUCCCGCCCAAAACUUAUGCUGUUGGUUGAACCAAUGUUGCUGUGGUGGGCUGGUUGGGAUGCUCAAACAAACAGAGCAAUGGUUUCAUAGCGCCACAGAGUCAGAGUUUACAUUUUGAGGAAAUCAACCUACAAAUAGCCUAUAGUUAUCUAUGCAUGUUUAGCUGGGAUAAGAUAGGGUAUUUAAACCCAUUAAAAUCACACACUUUAGAUUUAAACCUUCAAGAGAAGUUUUUUUUUUUUUUAAAGAACGUUGUAGAGGUAACAAGCACCUUUGGAAAUACUUUUUUAAAAUUCCAGCAUUAUUUUCCAGGAAAGUAUUGCAAUGGAAUUUGUAUUUCACUUGAAAGAAACUGCAAAAGUUAGUUAUUUAUCGGUUUCUAACUGAGUUCUACCAUCAGUUCGGGUGUUUUAUCUUAUCUAAUGCCCCAUGAUUGUAUUAGAACUCAAGUUUAGGAAAUGUACCUAAUUUAUUCAAACUUUUGUCAUCAUUUCUCAUUGAAUACCAGUCAUAUUUCCAAAUAUAUUUAAUGUACUUUCAGGCUCAUCAUGAAUACGGUUUGCUUAUAUUACUUUGUUUACACUUCAGAAAUAAGAUACAUAUGAGAUUUUGAAAUCUAUCAAAUCAAACUUAAAAACUAACUAUAACACUAUUUGAAACCAACAUGCACUUUGUCGAAUGAGUGGCACCAAACACUGGUAUUAUUGUUAUUAUGUUGUCUGGUUUUGUGCUUUUUUAUAAUUGCUUUUUGAGUUCAGAAUGAAAACAUACUUUCCACAGGUCUUUAGUAUUUUCUUUAAUCUUUCAGCCAAGCUGUUUGGCAGAUUAUUUAGCUGCUUUUGGUUUGAGUGUUUUUGAUGCUUUUUACAAUGGAGUGUUGGGCAGGUCGCUGCUACUGUCUGUUACAGCUGGAGAAGUGCUGCAGCUAAUUAGCCGUAGUCUCAUUUGCACUGCAGACAGGUUGCUGUGUUGUGUGGUUUACAUUUGAUGUCAAAACAAGGCAAAGAAGAAAAAAAAAAUGUAAACUGUAUUCUCUGCCUUUUCUGGAAUAUCUGAUUAUCCGCGGUACUAAUGAAUAACGUUGCCAUGUAUUUUAAAUAAACACGACAGACCAAAA
Myxocyprinus asiaticus (Chinese sucker) is the source of this 7430-nucleotide messenger RNA. RefSeq names its product ceramide synthase 6 (gene cers6). The coding region runs from base 161 to 1336 and encodes 391 amino acids. The transcript has 11 exons. Gene Ontology annotation, cellular component: membrane. Gene Ontology annotation, biological process: ceramide biosynthetic process. Gene Ontology annotation, molecular function: DNA binding; sphingosine N-acyltransferase activity. Lineage: Eukaryota; Metazoa; Chordata; Actinopteri; Cypriniformes; Catostomidae. The record is from RefSeq and is a predicted model, not a curated record.